AUGCUUCGACGCGACUUCCUGAAGACAACGGCAGCCGCCGCGGUCGCUAGCGUGACGCAGCCGACCUUCGCCGCAACCGAGCCGCCGCGCUACCGCGUGGCCGUGUGCGACUGGAUGAUCCUCAAGCGGCAGAAGCUCGCCGCGUUUGGUCUCGCCGACGAGAUCGGCGCCGACGGCGUCGAGGUGGAUAUGGGCGGGCUCGGCCAGCGUGAGACCUUCGACAGCGCCCUUGCCGACGCUGCGACGCGCGAGAAGUUCCUUGAAGAGUCUGCUAGUCGUGGCGUGGCGAUCUCUUCGAUCGCGAUGUCGGGCUUCUACGCGCAGUCGUUCGCUGAGCGGCCCACCGUGCCGCGAAUGGUGGGCGACUGCCUGGAGACGAUGAAGGCGAUGGGCGUGCGGGUCGCGUUCUUGCCGCUGGGCGUGCAGUCGGACCUCGUGAAGCAUCCGGAAUUGCGGCCCGCGGUCGUCGAGCGGCUCAAGCGCUGUGGCGAGCGAGCGGCCGACGCGGGGCUCAUCCUCGGCGUCGAGACCGCUUACGACGCGUCCCGUGAGGCCGAGUUGAUCGACGAGGUCGAUUCGCCCGGCGUGCGGAGCUACUUCAACUUCGCCAACGCGUUGCAGAACGGCCGCGAUCUGGUCAGCGAAUUGCAGACGCUCGGCGCCGGACGCAUCUGCCAGAUCCACGCCACCGACGAGGACGGCGUUUGGCUGGAAAACAAUACGCGUCUCGACAUGGCCGCCGUCAAAGCGGCGCUCGACGCGAUGGGUUGGCGCCUGAUCCUGCGAGUUGAAAGCCGCGCGCUCACGGCGAGCAACCACAGCGGGGUCUUCGUCAGCGCUGAGCGGCGCAAUCGCGAAUCGCAGCGUGUGCUCAACGGGCAACACCGCGUAUCGCUUCAGCACUCCCGGCCCGCAACUGCUGUUGCCCAGGCCGCACUGAGCGGCGUCGAUCGACAGGACGGACUCGGCACGCGGCUUGAGAUCGACCCAGCGCUUCGCCGUGGCGAGGUCAGCGGCGGUAUAAGGGAGCGCCGAGAACGCGAAGGGGUCGCCCGUCGCUGCGACAACGAGACCCUUGCCGUCCUUGUCAGUCACUGCCGCCCAGCGUGUCUCUUCAUGAGAGCCAGUCUCCUGCGGGCGCGGGUACGGCGUCGCUUGUUCGCAGACAACGCCUUGAUAGCGGCCGAUGUCGCACGCCGCUUGGCGAUCGGGAUAACUCUCCCACGGGCCGCGACCGAACCAGUCGAUUUGAUCCAAGCCGGCGACUAA
This is a messenger RNA of Symbiodinium sp. CCMP2456, 1269 nucleotides long. NCBI's taxonomy places the organism in Eukaryota, Dinophyceae, Suessiales, Symbiodiniaceae. The record is from the annotation of a GenBank genome assembly.